CUUAUCUGCAGUCAAUUAGCUGAAGAAUGUGGCGGGUCGUCGGCUAUAUAAGAGCUCGUUCCUGAUGCUUCCGCAAAAUGUGGCUCAAGCUUUUAAUCUGGCUGGCGGCUCUGAUCCAAUUGCUGGCUGGCGCUCCAAGCGAACUGUUGGGCAAAAUCUUUGGCGGCGAGACGGCAUCCAUUGCUGACUAUCCGUUUCUGGUGAACAUACGACGUGGCAAACAGUUUAGAUGCGGCGGCGCACUCAUCUCGCCCAGAUGUGUGCUGACAGCCGCCCAUUGCCUGGAGAGGCGUCACCAGCAGGUGCACGAUUUGUUUGUGCACGCCCAGCAACAGUGCCUGGACGAUCCAACGCCAGAGGCGCAUGUGCGCCAGGCCUGGUUCGCUUGGGUACCGCCCAAAUACCAGCCAGGACGUAGCCUGGACGCGGAUCUGGCGGUUAUCAUACUGCGUCAACCCUUUGACAAAUCGGCCAAGGCCAGCACGGUUCCCGUUGACUUCAACGAGCUGCCCGAAGGUGCCAAUCUGACGGUCGUCGGCUGGGGCAUGACCAGCAAUGAGGAUCAUAAUUGGAAUCAAUGCCUGCAGGCGACCAAUGUCAGUCUGGUGCCGCAAUGUGAUUGCAUCCAGCAAAUGGGCAAGUAUCUACCCGUCACGAACAAUAUGUUCUGUGCCCUGGGCGCAAAUUCCACCGAUGCCUGUGCCGGCGAUUCCGGAGGUCCCCUUCUGUACGCGGGUCGUUCUGCCGGAAUUGUAUCCUGGGGCUACGGCUGUGGCUCCGGCUUACCUGGCGUCAAUACACGCCUCAGCAGCUUGACGAUGACCUGGUUCCUGAAGAGCUUUAUAGAGCAGCACUGCUAA
Molecule: messenger RNA, 860 nt
Organism: Drosophila novamexicana
Lineage: Eukaryota; Metazoa; Arthropoda; Insecta; Diptera; Drosophilidae
Product: trypsin 3A1
Exons: 1
Coding region: 78-860 (260 amino acids)
Biological process (GO): proteolysis
Molecular function (GO): serine-type endopeptidase activity
Source: RefSeq, a predicted model, not a curated record